GACGUGCGUGCGGAUUGGCUGGAUUGACGGGGGUGUUCGUAAAAGCAUGUUACCGUGCGCUAGCUAGCUUGCUCCGGCGUCGCGAAGUUGUGGUGUGGACGAAAGCCUGUCAAAAUGGCAGGUAGCAUUCUCGAAAAUCUAAGCGGCCGCAAAUUAGCCUGUAUCGUUUCUGUCGUGCUCGUCAUCCAGCUCGUUUGCUUUCUGAUCGGCGGUCUCAUAGCUCCGGCCCCAUCCAAUGCGGACCAGAUUCUGGGCACCGUCUGUUUACGGCACGAGCCGUUGCCAUCCGGCGUCUUCGACGACACGUGGCACAUUCCCCGCGGAGUCGGCGGCCACCCGACCAACUGCAACGUCCUUGGCGACCUUGCGCACGUGCCCCAAGACAACGCCAGCGUCACGGCGAAUCACAUCGUGUUCGCCUUCCAAGCACCGGGGCCGCGGGCGCGCCAAGACCUUGACUAUUCCCGUUGGAUGCAGAACCUCAUCGGGAUCCUCCAGUUGGACAUCGACGACUCCAGCCACAUGGAACCCAGUCCACUGUUGCUACUGGAAGUGAAGCUGGGCUAUCGCAACAAGCACGACCCCCCCGACAAGUGGACGCUGGUGGCCCAGUCUCUCGAGCAGAGGCACCUGAGGUGCGACGUUAAAACCAACAGCAGUGACACGCAGCUGCAGGAUACUGGAGGGCGUGUGUACAACUGCGACGUCCUGAGCUUGUUUGAGCUGGGAAGCCUGCACCACGACUUCUACCUCCUCAACCUGCGGCUGCCCAUCGACGGAAAGAGCACGGCCAAUCUGGGGCUCGGAAAAGUGAUUGAUGCCUGGCUGGUGCUGAUUCACCAAAAUGGAGGUUUUACCAAGGUCUGGGUGUCCCUCAAGACAUUCUUCUUCCCCCUGAUCGUGGCAACUCUCAUCUGGUACUGGCGGCGCAUCAGGCUUCUCGCAAGACCUCCACACCUUCUGGAGGGCCUCCUCUUGUCGCUGGGAUUGGCCAUGACAUUGCUGAACAUUCCCCUGGAGUUCUUGACCUUAUGGCUCAACAUGCCGUUCAUGCUACUCAUGAGUGACAUACGGCAGGGAAUCUUUUAUGCUACGCUUCUUAGCUUCUGGCUUAUCUUUUGUGGAGAACACCUUAUGGAGGGACGAAGGGACGACAUUGAGCGCAACCGACUUCGGUCUUACUGGAAACAUCUAAGUGCAGUGAUCACCGGCUGUGUCUGCCUCUUCAUUUUCGACCUGUGCGAAAGGGGAAUUCAACUCAGAAACCCUUUCUACAGCAUCUGGGCAUCGCAAGUUGGCAGCAACCUUGCUCUGGCCUUCAUCAUUCUUGCCGGCCUGUCCGCGGGGCUCUACUUUGUGUUCCUGUCGUACAUGCUGUACAGAGUGCUGCGCAACAUCAGCUUCAAGAGGAAUGCCUUGCCCAGCAUGAGCCAGGCUCGCAGGAUGUACUAUGAGGGCAUCAUUUACAGGUUUAAGUUCCUACUUCUCGCCACACAGAUCUGCGCUGCACUUACGGUGAUCGCUUAUAUCGUGGGCCAGGUGAGCGAGGGCCGCUGGAAGUGGGACGAGGACAUCCAGCUGGAGUUCACGUCGGCCUUCUUCACGGGCGUCUACGGCAUGUGGAACCUCUACGUCUUCAUGCUCCUUGUUCUCUAUGCACCCUCACACAAGUUCUACCCGUCACCAUCUGAUCGCACCACAAGCCAGGAAGAAAUUGAAUUCAGCCGACUCACCACCACUGAGCCUGUGGCCACCGAGCCCACAGAGUCGUCCUCUCUCACGGAGUUCGCUAAGAAAGCAGCCCUGGACUAGAGCAGAACCGGACUUCUGUGAAGGCGACGACUUUGGCCAGAUUGUUUUGCCCGCAAUAUCCGCGUUUCCCGCCGUGCUGCUUUUGAGGCGCUGUUUUACAAUACCAAAAGCGAUUUUGUGUUCCUCAGUCCCUUAGGGCCAUCUCACCAGUCGUGCCAUCUCUGUGUGUUGAUUUUACCGUACUUACCGUAUUUUCCGAUGUGUAAGUGGCAUUUUUCUUUUUAAGAAAGUCGCACAAUGGUGCGACUCGUAUGCAUUUUUUUUUUUUGCUUUAGACCAUAAAUCUGCAAAUUUGCCGCGGGGGUUAAAUUUCUCGUUAGAUUUGUUGACGAGAAUGUUGGAACCGGCUCCUGAUUGUGCACGUAUCGGGAUCAGAAUACGCAUAUGUGGGCUUAUCUAUGCAGUUUCGUCGCGCCGACCAAAGAAAAGAAAAAGUGCAAUUUAUACAAAGGUGCGACUUACCGUAAACUACCGAGCAUCUGCCCGUUCCACAAUAAGCCCCCACCCCUCAGUUUCGUAACGCUCGGAGAAUACACAAAGGAGAUAUCUUUACAUAUUGUUGACCCAAGGAGUGCCCAUUCCUCAGUUUCACAUGAUUAUCUCCAAAUUUUGAGUGGGCGCUUGCUCGGGUUUUUAUAGUAUACACCGUAUUUUCCGGGCUAUACAUAUUUAAAAGUUUAAAUUUUAAUGAUGUGGACUAUCUGCGAACUAUAGAAGGAUUUGGUUUUUCUAGGUUGUUGACUGUGACAAGAUGUGAAGCUUUUUAUGAAUAGCGGAGUGUAUUAAUGUUGAUUUACGUAUGAUACAAGCUUCUUUGUGAGCUAAUACAACAGGCAUUUGUCAAGGUGUGCUGUGUAUGAUAAUUUUUACGUUCAGAUUAGGCACUAAGUGUGGACUAUGCACGGCGUGCGGAUCCUGCACCGAAUGCGGGCUAUCUAAGCAAACACUUUUAUUUUUUGCCUCAAGUUUGCCUCUGUGGGCUAUGCACCGGGUGCCAACUAUGGUCCGGAAAAUACGGUACUAACUUUCUUGUGAAAACGGUCGUUUAUGGGGUGUUACAACUUAUAAACCGGAAAAUACGGUAUAAAUCUGUGUAAUACGUCGAAAAUCAAAAUAUUGUUGAUAUCGGCUAAUUAUGUAUGAUUUCAAAGUCUGACAUGCUUUUGCUGUCAAUGGGAAUGAGUUUAUGUUCUUGUCACUUUUAUGCUCCCUUGACAAAUUCCAGAAAAAAAACGGAUUUAGAAAGAAUUUACAAAUUUUGUGGAUGUUGAAAUUGAAAUUUUAGCUGUUGCAUUACUGCCACUGAUUGCUUUGUUGCCAAUGGCAUUUGACUUGGAGGAAGGUGACGCAUUCGCGCUCGUUUCCUGUGAAUGUCGCGUUAGCUAGUUUCAAACUGGUAUUAGUCUAUUUAUUGUAGUACAUCAUCGUCAAGGACUGUAAGACCGUGCUGCCUCUUUUAAGUCAUUUUGUCGGCAUCUAGAUGCAGUAAACUAUUCCUAUUGAGUAGUAGGACCUCCUGCUUUCUGUAAACGUAUAUACUACUACUACAUUAACUUUGGUCUCUCUAAAGUUGUGUUUUCUGACUUUUUGUUUCUCAGUCGAUUUUUGUGGCCACCAGCAGAGAAGGGCAAGCGUGGUGCAAUGAGUAUGGCCUGAAAAAAAAGAAAGUUCCCGACUUUUGGAGGUUCAGCUUCUAAAUAAAAUCAAGAAAGGUAGCCGAUAGUUGGAAGGCAUUUAGAAGUCACAAACAAAUGUAUUGAGUGAGCUGUGAUUUUUACCCUGCAUAUUCAUUUUGCCUGUACUCUUUACACCUUUACACCUGAUGAUUACUUGUGACAUAAGUAUACUUUUGUUCCUAAUUUUUUCUACCAGUAGAAUUUUAAGUUUUUUUUCUAUUCAUAUACCUAUACACUCUUCACUAUGCCAUAAGUCCCAUUCUUUACGUGUGCUGCUUGUUUCUUUGUAAGAUGUUCCAUGUUGUGAUGUUUAAUGUCUAUGCAGCUGGUAGGUGCCAUGUUGUUUUUACUUGAUGCAACUUUUGCACCGUCACGAGACCAUGUUUCUUUUUUUGUUUUCCUAUUCUACACAAUCUAGUUUGUUAUAUUGCUUUUAAGGAUAGUGCUAUCACAUACAUGACAUGAAUUUCCAAGCUGCUAUUAUACAUUUUGUGUGUUGUAGUUCUACUGUGUCGCCGAAUUUACGUGUAGAAAAUGUCUCAUCCGACAAUGUUUUGUAGACGUGACAUCACAGUAAUAUGUAUGUACCAAUCAUCUACUCCUGUGACAGCUUCUUUUUUACGAAGUAAAGUUUAGAUUUUGCAGACUGUCAAAA
Molecule: messenger RNA, 4143 nt
Organism: Ixodes scapularis (black-legged tick)
Lineage: Eukaryota; Metazoa; Arthropoda; Arachnida; Ixodida; Ixodidae
Gene: wls
Product: protein wntless
Exons: 14
Coding region: 115-1812 (565 amino acids)
Biological process (GO): Wnt protein secretion; Wnt signaling pathway; intracellular protein transport
Cellular component (GO): organelle membrane; endomembrane system
Molecular function (GO): Wnt-protein binding
Source: RefSeq, a predicted model, not a curated record